CCCCCCCCCCCCCUUCUUCUUUACUUAUUAUUUCUACUUUCUCUCCCAAGUUUGUUUAGCUAUUCCACCAAAAACCUAACCCCCAAAUCUCCUUAUUACUUCCAUUCCUUUAUCGUUAACUGUAACUUCACUUCUCCUUUCUUGCUGCUGGAUUUCUUCAAUUUUCUUUUCCAGGGGUUUGAGGUUUAAUAACAGAAGGUGACUUAAUGGAGGUGGAGUUACACAGGCCUGAUAAUCCUGCCAUGAUCUUCGACGAGGUCUCCAUGGAGCGUAGCAAGAGCUUCGUUAAAGCUUUGCAGGAGCUCAAGAACUUAAGGCCUCAGCUCUAUUCAGCUGCAGAAUACUGUGAAAAGUCUUAUCUACAUAAUGAGCAGAAGCAGAUGGUACUGGACAACCUGAAAGAUUAUGCUGUACGUGCUCUUGUUAAUGCUGUCGAUCACCUUGGCACUGUGGCUUACAAGUUAACUGAUCUUCUUGAGCAGCAAACAUUGGAAGUGUCCACCAUAGAGCUAAAAACAUCUUCUUUAAAUCAGAAACUUCUUACAUGCCAAACAUUCACGGAUAAAGAAGGUCUCAGGCAGCAGCAGUUGUUGGCAUUUAUCCCACAUCACAAGCACUACAUUUUACCGAAUUCUGUCAGCAAGAAGGUACAUUUUAGUCCUCAGGCAACGACAGAUGCUAGGCAAAACUAUUUUAAGGCUAAAUCUAGUCUUCAGCCUUCAGAUACUCCUGCAUCAAAAACUCUUUCAUGGCACAUAUCCUCAGAAACCAAGUCUACUUCCAAAGGGACAUCACAAACUUUAGCAAGCAAUGAAAUCUCAAAACCUUCUGGUGCAUCUUCUGAGGUUUUCCGAUUAGUGGAAAAUGGAAAUAAUGCAAGGAAAAAGUCUGCAGCGGCACCUUUUCCUGCUUCUAAUGCAUUGGUGCCAUCAUUGGGUAUCAUACAAAGGGAGUUAGAGGGUUCCAAACCUUUGACAACAUUCAGGUCAUUUGAUAACCCAAAUCGUCAGAUUAUACGAGCACCUGUCAGGAGCAAAAGUAUGCUGGCAGCUUUCUUUGUCAAACAAAAAGCAAUGAAGCUAAAGGCUGGAUAUGUUGCAUGAAUCUCCAUUAAAACAAGCUGAUGAAGACGAUGGUGGCGGCACACUGUAAAAUAUCUUCUUUAGGGGGAUGGAGUUGCCUGUAAUUACCCUCCCUGGUAAUUUGGCCCAAAUGAAAUUCCCCCCCCCCUUCCUUUUUCAUUUCUCUUAUAUGGGUUUUGAAUAAUGAGCAAUUUGUAUAAAAUUCCUGAUGAGUAACAAUACCCACUCAUCAAUAAUUGGUCCAAUAAUCCUAUAAUUGGAGCUUCUAUUUUCCA
Hibiscus syriacus is the source of this 1357-nucleotide messenger RNA. RefSeq names its product protein ABIL1-like. NCBI's taxonomy places the organism in Eukaryota, Viridiplantae, Streptophyta, Magnoliopsida, Malvales, Malvaceae. The record is from RefSeq and is a predicted model, not a curated record.